ACGUCGUGAAUAAUUAUGUGUUGUUGGUAGUUUGUAUUAAUUGCCUGUCCCUUGACUGUACAAAACCAGUUUCUGUUGUGACUCUUACAUACUUUCAUAGUGGCUACAAAGAAAACUUCUGAACGUAACAUUUAAAAUGUGUAUUUUCUAAGCAUUGUUAGAUAAAAUGUACCAUAACAGUGAAUUUGUAAACAUGGGUUUAUUCAGUGAUUUUUUAACAGUGAAUUAAUAUUCAGUCUUAUUUCAUGUCUGUUUAGCUAUUGUUAACUAUUAUUUUACCAUUCUUUAACUAUUGUUUAAUUUAUAUUUUUAGAUGCAAUGUAGUCAAUUUAUUGCUAUGAGUCACAAUAGAAAUUUGUACAAUACAUAUCUUGUCAAGAACUUGGAAUACACAUGCAUAUUAUAUAAAACUUGAUUUAUAUAAUAAAAAUGUAUAUUUAGACAUUAUCGAGGUGUUAGGAAUCUUGUAAAUUUAUAAUGGUCAUAAAUGAAUAUGAACGAUUAUCACCGCAUCAGAUAUGACAUUAAGUGGCAUCAGUAAUCAGAAGUUACAAUGAUUGGUACAGCCUGUACUUUGGAAGAUGCGUGUCGACAGGCUCAGGGUAUGAUUAAUCUAGUAUCCAGAUGUUGGAAAAAUGCCCAAGGUCAGAAUUCAUUGGCCUUAACAUCGGACAAAUCAUUAUCCUCUCAGAAAAAAGAGCAAAGUCACUCCAGGCAUAGUAUCCAAUCCAAACUCACCAGACUCUAUUUUGAAGAACUUUCUGCGGUUCCUCAUGCAACUCCAGAUUCAGUUUUGCACAAUCUUGAGAAUGAAUGCGACCUUUUGGGGCUGUUAGUGAAAAAGGAAGGUUUAAAUACAUUAAUCGUUAAUCUCUAUGCUGGUAAUAAAGGAUACUCAUUAGCUGUAAGAAAUAGCGAUAAGGGAAAUCAAUACGAUAAAAAUUCAUUAGCCGAGACACAACUCAUGGGUUAUGAACAGGGUGAACUACUUUCAUGCAUAGAUAAUGGCCAAUUGCCAGCUAUGCUAGCCGAACAAUUAGAAUCCAAUUAUUCACAUUUAUUUUACGACGGCUGUAUAAUCGCUGAAGUUCGAGAUUAUCGAAGAUCAUUAUCUCAUAAUAGAGCCAAGGUUCACCAUGUACUUCUUAAACCUACCACACAGAGUGUACUUUCGGAUGUAUCGACACUUACGAGCGACGGAGAUUGGAGCCAUGAGGAGCGAUUAAUGUUGGAAUCACAUUUAGUAGCAGCUACUCAAGGUCCUCUAUGCCUGGAUCCGAAUCCUAUUCCUACCUUAGCUAGUACAAGAAUUAAGCAGUCUAAGUCACUGCUUACCGAUCAUCAACUCAUGCGACAAGCAAAAAAAUUCUCUCAGGUCACAGUAAAUCGAAAAAGAAAAUUGGAACAGCUGGCUCAGUCAGAAGGACAAACGAUAUAUGACUUAAUGCAGAAAUUCCAUACGAAAAAAAGAGGAUUAACGACCAAUACUGCCUGUCCACCGCCUUCUCUUACAAACCCUCCUCUGCUUCCACCGUCUACAACAAUCGAUGUUUUAAGAUACGCGAAAGCAUACGAGCGGCCACGAGAAACAAAAGACUGUUCACCACAAGUUAUAGAAGAAUACAUAUUAAAACCUGCGGAAAGUCAGGAUUAUAUAAAACUCUCGAUCCUGCAGAGGCCUGCUACUUCUGAGUACCUGGGAGAACUUUAUAUGGAUAAGAAUCAUCGGGAUGGAGAGAGAAAUGGUUCUUCUUGCCGUUUUACAUUGGGUACCAGAGCUGUGGCCAAUCAUUACUAUCAGCAAUUUAAAGAAAUAUUUACAGAAGAGGGUAGGAAAAAUGUAAGAAUAGAACAUAUUAUACCAGGGCAGGCUCCUCGUAUUGCAUGUACACCUGGCAUGCAACGAGUACAUCAACAGGCGCAAGCAAAAAGCAUUGCGGCGCAAUUAGCAGUUCAACAGCUGCAGCAGGCUCAAUCUCAACAAGUAACACAACAGCAAAUCCGCGCGUCAUUUCAGAUUCUGUCAAGAGCUCAAGGGCAACUAACUAAUUUGGCUAGUCAGGUAGCCUCCAUGAAGGCUAUGACGGAAGCCACUACCUCUGCACAAAAUAAUAUCGCGUGUGUGGACUCGGCGAAUAUACCACAAGUUAUCCCGCAAAAUGACGUUACCGCUUUGAGCUCAGGGCAAUCUUUGGCCAAUGGCGGCGCUAACGCGUCGACUUCCGUUCAAAUUGAUAACUCCGCGAUGACAGUAGCGGACAACACUUGUAACGGUUCUGGUAUUCUGGUCUUUCAAAAAUCGGCUGGUACUAUUAAUAACACAACACCUACCAAUGUUCCAGUGUUGCAAGCGCAAUUGCAAGCAGGAACACAGAACUGUAUAGGUGAGGCUACUACUCAGAGCCAAAACGAGCCACCGUUCAAAAAACAUUCAACUAAUCCAGCAAUAAAUGCUCUUGUUACUUCUCUCAUGAACUCCGCACAGCAAUUUCAGCAACAAGCUGCAGCUAAUGCUGCGGCUGCAGCUAUGAAUAACAAUGCACAAGCCACAAAUAAAUCCAACAAUGCCGCGAUUCUUAGUCUAUUAAAUAGCACCCCUGCGAAUAUAGCUCAGCGAAAAGUUGGCCAACCCCAAAGGAUCUCUCUUAAUGCUUCCAUCCCACCUAGAGUUAUCAGUCAUGGCAAUGUGAUUAAUGUGCCCAACACUACUGGUCAGGUACGCGUAAGCUUAAGCUCUUCCGCUCUAGCAGGACAAUUAAGUUGUAAGCAACAACCAGUGAAAGCAACUGCUGUAAGACUUGCGCGAGUCCAGGAUCCUACAUCUACCCUUGGAUUAUCAAUGCCAGGACUUUCGGCUUUGCUUGCUGGCACACCAUCGGCUGAUAAUCCGAUACCCGGAAUGAAUUCGACUUCAUCGCUACUCGAACGGCUCACCGCUUCUUCCAGUCAGAGUAGCCAACCAGCGAGUCCGAUGACCAGUCCAUCGCAAACCAACGUGAAUUUACAAGGCGUGAACCUCACUAGUCUGCCAAACUCCAUCAACGGUUUACAAAACGUUCAGGUAUCGUUCCCAGGCUUAUCACAACCUAUUACGAUGUCAUUGAACGUAUCUCCGACUACUGGUGGCACUGUUACACCUACUGGAGUCAUCGUUUCACUCCCUAUAUCGUCCGCCACAAAUACUUGCACGACAGUAUCAAGCAUGGUAGCUGCAACUGUCGUUACAACAGCUAUCGCUGGGAGUACACCGACGGUAGUGAUUGCCAACCCUCCCAAUGCUCACUUGUCUUUGCCAAUCGCCCAAAUAAUACCAUCUGGAGUAAAAGGAUUGUCACAGCAAAAUAUUAGGAGUAAUAAUGCAGUAACUCUUGCACAGGGAGGACAAGCAAUUCAAUUUAUUGGGUCUCAAAGACCGCGAUUUAAUCAUAUGACUCGUCAAGUACAAUCGAAUCAAGUUAAAUCGACUGUCUUAUCAAAUCAAUUAGUGACAGUUGCCAAAACAGUAACGGCGAGUCAACUGAUAUUGUCUGGUAACAAACAAGUAUUAACUCCAAUAGUGGCCGCGACGAAACCUGUGCUUAUGGCGUCGCAGACGACGCCUUCUUCCCAAGUAGUACCUGUUAAUAAACAAACUUUAUUGACAAAAUCCUUACACGCUAGGGCUUCUACCGGUCAAUGUAGCCAGCAGACACAAAGUCUCGGAGUGGCUACUUUAUCCCAACAACAACUUCAGCAGUUACAACAAUGUCUAGCUGCGCAGCAUAAAGUUGCCGUCGCGGCGGGGAAUUCUCAAAGGACGCAAAUUGAAGCUCAGAGAAAUUCUACGUCUGCCCCGGGGGAAGACCCCGCCUGAAUAUGUUCAAAUAAAUGAUAAUGAUCAUGUUACGUCGAAAUAAUUGAAGCCCGCCUGGAAGAAAUGUAAUGAGGCAUUUGUGUAUUAUAUUACGGUUAUGAAUAUGAGAUUUAUUUUUUUGCAUGUGGAAAUCGUAUGAUAUAAAUUGUGUUUUUUUUUUGUCUACUUAAUUACGAAGAAAUUUUAUUCUAGUUUAAAUAAUUCGUAUCUGCUGACUGAAAAUAUACAAGAUAUACGAGAAGAUAUACAGGAUAUUUUACCAGAUCAGUAUUACGUAACUUAUGACCAUGUGCAAUAAAUGCGUUUUUCUCAAAUAUCCGCCUUAAAAUGUUACUUUAGGGAAGGUUUCAAUUAUUGUACAUAUAACAUAUAUAUGUAUAUAUACAUAUAUAUAUACGAUACGAUUUGUUUUAUAUUAAAAGCGUAAUAAAUAUUCCAGUUUUUA
Messenger RNA from Solenopsis invicta (red fire ant), 4298 nucleotides. RefSeq names its product transcription factor SPT20 homolog. The transcript has 21 exons. The record is from RefSeq and is a predicted model, not a curated record. The coding region runs from base 554 to 3853 and encodes 1099 amino acids. Lineage: Eukaryota; Metazoa; Arthropoda; Insecta; Hymenoptera; Formicidae. Gene Ontology annotation, cellular component: SAGA complex. Gene Ontology annotation, biological process: regulation of transcription by RNA polymerase II. Gene Ontology annotation, molecular function: transcription coregulator activity.